AUGACACCCGAUGUCGAGGUCAGGGAGAUGGCCAUCACGGACAUCGACCAGUCCGAGCGCAUCCUGAAGUCUGUCGUCGACCCUGGGCCCACGGGCGCGCACAACUACUCCUACAGAUACGAGGCACGGACCUGCGAAGUGUCUUUGGUCGCGGAGGACCGCAAGACACGCAAGGUUGUCGGAGUGUGUUGGGUGGUGUGCUGGGGGUCCGUCGCGACGGUCGGGCCCGUCUGCGUCCUGGCGCCCUGGCAGGGCCGCGGCGUCGGCACCGCGCUCCUCCACAGCGCCCUGCAGCACCUCGCUCCGCUGCGCGACGCCAAGGGCAUUCGCCGCGUCACGCGAGUCCUCGCGUCGGCGCCGGACGCAGCCGCGUGUCCCGCGGCGCAGCGCAUGCUCGAGCGCGCGGGCUUCGCGUUCGGCGCCGCGGUCGCUGUCUUCCGGUGCACGUUGCGGCCCAUUGAGCCCAGCGAGUGCGCGACGGCCCUGGACGCCAUUGCCGGCGCAUCGGAACGCGCCCGCGAGCUCAGGGAGGCCGCGGAGGUCGCGGCGGCGGCGCGGGCGGCGGGCCGGCCGCUGUUCUCCGUCGAGGCGGCCAGCAAGUCGGCUCCGUGGCGGCGGCGGCGACGCACGCCGAGCCGGUCGGAGCGGAGCCGGACGAGCAGCUGCGAGGGGGCGCUCGCAGCGCCGGGCUGGCUGGACCGCCUGGCGGCGAUCGGCAUGACGAGCGAUCCGAGCCUCGCGGCGUUUCCGGUGCGACGGGAGGGGGGGGAGUUCGAGGCGGGCGUGGAGCACUGGGCGGUGCUGGGGUCGUCGCUGGCGCAGCCGGGGCAGAUGCGGUGCCAGAGCGCGGUGUUUUACCGCAUGGCGGCGGCGCACGGGUACCGCGGCCUGUGCACUAUGGGGGAGUCUUACAUGACGGUAGAAAAGGGCCUCGGCGACGUCCUCAUCGUCAUGAGGAUAUCCGGCGGCCGCGUCGAGCCCUGCGGCGGCGCCAUCGUCCACGUGGGGCCUGGCAGCGAGGCUGCGCUCGGCGCAGCGCACGUCCGGUUCGGCGUCGCGAACAGCACGGCGGCGUUCCUCGCGACGCUGCGCGCGGCCGAGCAGUACGCGCGCGCGCGGGGCGCGUGGGCGCUCACAGUCGGGCUCAGCGAGAUGGCCUUCGAUGCAUGCGAGGCAGCAGAGGCGCAGGGGUACGUGAAGCACGAAGUGCUGCGACACGCGUACCUCGACUGGCAGCGCCGCACGGACGAGGACGGCGGGCUGGACCGCCGGGCGCCGGUCCAGGGCUGGGCGAGGCCGGGAUGUUGGGUCAUGUGCGACUCGCGGUGA
This is a messenger RNA of Pedinophyceae sp. YPF-701, 1329 nucleotides long. The record is from the annotation of a GenBank genome assembly. NCBI's taxonomy places the organism in Eukaryota, Viridiplantae, Chlorophyta, Pedinophyceae.